Molecule: messenger RNA, 792 nt
Organism: Adineta steineri
Lineage: Eukaryota; Metazoa; Rotifera; Eurotatoria; Adinetida; Adinetidae
Source: the annotation of a GenBank genome assembly
AUGGACAACAGCAACAAUACAACAGAAGUUGAUGAUUCUCAAACGGUUACGUCGAAUACAACACAACCACCAACAUUAUGCGAACAUUCUCGAAAAAGAAAAUUAGUAUGGAACAUAUUUAUUGUUAUUAUUUUUAUUAUUUCAAUUACAACGGCUCCAAUUGUUGUUCUCUUAAAAACAAAGGCAAACAGUGAAAAAACAUCAACAACAGGUACUCAAAAUGAGACAAUCAUUCAUUUUGAAGUAACACCAUCUAAGAUCAAUCCGUUCAACACUAUAUAUGCUGUGUGGAAUGUAAGCGCAGGUCUUAAUAGUUUACGAGCAUCAGCUGGAACUUCAAUGGGUCACUAUUGGUAUACCGAGUCACCGCAAAACGUAUUUGAUGGUAAUCUAACUAGUGGAAUUUGUUCUUAUGGUCGAUGUAAUUACAUAUAUGAUGCUGAUGAUUGUGGUCAGAAUACAGGUUUGUACGCAACUGCACAAGAUGGCGCAUUCAUUCUGAGUGGAUUCCGCAUUGCAGCGGGACACUUGAAUCGGAAUCGAGAUCCACUUCUAAUCACUAUUGAAGGCAGUAAUCUAGCUGGCUCAACUCUUACACUGGGAUCAAGUUGGACAUUAAUUUACAGUGGUACUUCAGGUCUAUCAAUUGAUCCUGGCCGAAAUGCUUUUGGGCAAACACAAGUAAUUGCUAAUAACAAUUUAGCAUUUACAAGUUACCGUAUUCUCAUCAUUCGAAAACAUGGCUAUGAUACAUGCGUUGGAAUUUCUGAAAUUCAGCUCUUGAAUCGCUAA